AUGGAGUUACAACGCUCUCAUUUGGGUGAACAUUUAAAAAGCGAAUGUGAAUAUCGGGAUGUGAAAUGUGUACUUUGUGGGCAAGAUGUCACCUUUGCCUCGAUAAUGGUAAGAAUAAAAUAUCUUAGAAAACUGUGAUUUUAUUUAUAUCACAAGACAAACUGGCUAAAUUGUGUUUGCCCGGAUUCUGGUACUUCUCUGGAUAAUUUGUCUACCCGAGGCAUAUGUUGUUUGCUCACUCUAAAACCACUGCAUGGUUAAAAUUUCCUGGUUAACUUAGAAAUAACCCUAUUUGGGUUAACUUAAUACUCUUGGAUAAAUUUCCUGGUUAUUUUAUCUCACUGCCUACCAUAGUCUGGUUAAUGUAACCAGAAAUCUGGUUAUAUUUGACCAGGACGUCCUUUUUAAAAUAACCAAACUGUACUAGGUGGAAAAAUAACCAGGCGCCCUAUGUUUCCGAGUUCGUAAGUUAUUACAAAUCCAUAAGUCUCCUUUUCAAAUCACUUUGAUAAACUCGUCAAGUCGUUUUCUAUAGUUAGUUAGCCUCAAGCCAGUACACUCAAUUAUGCUCACUAUUUGUCUAGGAACAUGUUCGUACGAGCUGUGAAGGUGCACCCGUGACUUGCAGAUACUGUAAGGAAGAUGUCUUGAGAAAAGAUAUUGAAAAACACGAGAGACGCGAUUGCUAUGAGGCUACGGCAACAUGUGAAUUCCAGGCUGUGGGUUGCAACCAUGAUAAG
Molecule: messenger RNA, 740 nt
Organism: Paramuricea clavata
Lineage: Eukaryota; Metazoa; Cnidaria; Anthozoa; Malacalcyonacea; Plexauridae
Source: the annotation of a GenBank genome assembly